Molecule: messenger RNA, 1836 nt
Organism: Sparassis crispa
Lineage: Eukaryota; Fungi; Basidiomycota; Agaricomycetes; Polyporales; Sparassidaceae
Exons: 3
Coding region: 1-1836 (611 amino acids)
Biological process (GO): regulation of DNA-templated transcription
Cellular component (GO): nucleus
Molecular function (GO): zinc ion binding; DNA-binding transcription factor activity, RNA polymerase II-specific
Source: RefSeq, a predicted model, not a curated record
AUGCUGGCUACUCAGAUUCCUUUCCAUGCCCAACCUACUCUCCCCCGCGACGUGCUGGCCAGGUCGCGGGUUCCCUCGGAGUCGCGUCUUUCGCGUCUGCAGCAGUUCAUCGCCCAGAAGUCUCCCACUCUCGGUGCUCUCACUUCGCGGGUUCCUAAGGGACUCGGAUUGAGCGGCUUUGAGAACCACAUCCAAUACGAUAACUCGGUCAUCAGGACUGGAUACCCCAACGUGGGCAUUUCCCAGCCUGAAUUCCUCGAAGCAUCCAUGCCGCCCACGUACCCCGAGCAGUUCCAAUUCCCGGGAUCAAUCGCGACUGGCGCUCUCCCGCCACAGGCGACGCCAUCUGGCAAGCGCAUUGGCUGGAUACGGUCCCUAGUCCCCGAACGCUUGCGUACGCCCCAAGCUUGUGAGAGAUGCCGCGAGCGCAAGACCAAGUGCACCGGCACUCGCCCCACUUGCAAGCGUUGCCUCAAGAGCGGAGCGGUGUGUGUGUACGUACUCGAUCACAAGAACAACAGGAUCAAGGCCAAGAAGACCAAGCUUCGGGGUGCGGAGGCUUAUGCCUACAGUGUCCCCGAUGCCGUCUAUGGCUACGCCGGAGAGCCUAUGCCGUCGAUGAGCGAGAUUAUGAGUGCCCAGGCUGCAUUACCCUUAGUACACGACGCGUACAACCUGUCUCAGGUCUCUCCGUACUCGUUCCCUCAAGCUGCUGCACCGUCGCUAGAGGUUCAUGGUGCUGCUCUCCCCCAGCCGCCUGCUCCUGCGUACUUCGAUGUGAACCCCUUCGAAGCUGGUUUCUCUCGGUCUUCCUCUGGACCCGCUUUGGGGCAGGCCGGCGCGGGCAGGACACAGUGGUCGCGCCCUGGGUACUCGAGACAUAGUUCUUCGAACAGCUCGUCUAGGUCGAGGCACAACAGCUCUUCCAGGUCGCAGCAGGGUUCGUCGAGACCGCGGUCGACGUGGACCAUGAAGCCUUCGUCGGCGUGGGGAUCCUCGCCGUCUUUCGUGCUGUUGGAGGCGGAGCGGAGCGUAUCGAACGGGUCGAACGGCCCAGUCGAAUGCCUGACCUUCGCUCCCUCCAGUGCCAAUGCUGGACAAAAUGCCGUUGUCGUCUCAGAGACUCAGGCAGUAAGCUCUUUGCAAGUUCCGGAUGCUUCGCGGGAGUUCCUCUCCUCCUCGAGUUCGGUUCAGGGCGCCUCCCCCACGGCGUUCGACGAACUCGAGGCGGAGCGGGCUCUCGCUGAAGAGCUGGAGCGUGAGCUGGCUGCCAUUGGCGUAGACGACGGUGAUCAAGACGCACUUUUCCUCCCGAUACCCUCGAACUUGAGCGCGCUGUCCUCCAAUGGCACAACCUCCGGUAUGGACUUGCUGGCUGUACCGCCAUGGUCCUACGCUUGCGCUCAACCUAACGCCGGCAUGCUCAAUGCUGGGGUGUCCCUCAUCGCACAGCCUCAUGCUGAGAGCAACCCUGACGGCUUCCUUGGGCCAAUCUUCCAGCCUGACCAGGAACUGCCGAUGGAUCGUGACUUCUUCCCCACUGCCCCUUCCUUCACUUCCUCCGAAGCUUCAAUUCCGAGCGAAUCUGCCACUAUUCCUCAGGGGCCUCUUCCGGGCUUCAUGGAAGCGGCGCUCCAGGAAUGCAUGGCCAAAUUUCCUAUGCCCGUAAUUGCCCUCGAUGUCGACUACCUCCACCCUGACGGUUGGAUGCUGCCGGCAGAGGCUCAAACUGACUGUUCCGAAGCCUCGAACACUGGCACAGCUGCAGAAAUUCCACCCUCAAACAGCCUCAAAGCGCUGUGGGUGGAAAUCUUUGGAAGCGAGCCGGAUGCUUGA